AUGCAGGUUAUUGUGCAACUACUCUGUAGCGUAAACUCGUGGCGAAAAUCGAAUCGCAACCGUUCGCCCAAACGUGACCCUCCCCUCGCCCUCGCUUUCCUUUCCCACGCUUCCACUCUCUUUCGCCCGCGUCGUCGCCAUCGCUUCCGCAGCUCGUCGCGUGCCCGUCGCCUUCGCUCCGCCCGUCGCCUUCACUUCUCCCCCAUCGCCUUCACUUCUCCCCCGUCGCCUUCACUCCCCCCCCUCUUCUGUUGCCUUCAUUUCCCCCUCCCGUCGCCUUCACUUCCCCCUCCCGUCGCUUUCACUUCCCCCUCCCGUCGCCUUCAAUUCCCCCUCCCGUCGCCUUUAUUUCCCCCUCCCGUCGCCUUCAUUUCCCCCUCCCGUCGCCUUCACUUCCCCCUCCCGUCGCCUUCACUUCCCCCUCCCGUCACACUCGCUUCCCCACCCGUCACCUUCACUUCCCCUCCCAUUGCCUUUCACUCUCUCCUGCUCAAUCUCUUUCCCCCUGCUCACUCUCUUCCCCCCUGCUCACUCUCUUUCCCCCUGCUCACUCUCUUCCCCCCUGCUCACUCUCUUCCCCCUUGCUCACUCGCUUCCCCCCUCCUCAAUCUCUUCCCCCCUGCUCACUCUCUUCCCACUCUCUUCCCCCCUGCUCACUCUCUUCCCCCCUGCUCACUCUCUUCCCCCCUGCUCACUCUCUUCCCCCUUUCCCCAUUUCUCACCCAUUUUCCCCCUUCACGCUCUCUUACCCCCUCUGCUCGCCCCUGUUUUCCCAACUCACGCCUAUAUUCACUCUCCCCCCCCCCUGCUCACUCUCUUCCCCCCCUGAUCAUUCUCUUUCCCCUUGCUCACUCUCUUUCCCCCCUUCUCACUCUCUUUCCCCCUUCACGCUCUCUUUCCCUCCCUUCCGCCCGUUGCCCCCCUUCGUCUCGCGCUCGUCCCCUCGCAAUCCCCGUCUCUCUCUCCCCCCGUCGCCCUCGUUUUCCCCGUCGCCCUCCCUUCCACUCCUCGUUGCCCUCGCCAUCCCUCCCUUCUCCCUUCCCAUCUAGCACACUUGUCACGCCCCCUUUCCAACCCGCACAUACACCCUUCCCUUCUUCCCUGUUUCCUCGUAUCCCCUGCGCUGCUUCCCCCCAUCCUCCGACUUGCUCCCCCCAUCCCCUUCCCUGCUUCCCCCCAACCCCUUCCCUGCUCCCCCCCAUCCCCUUCCCUGCUUUCCCCCUUCCCCUUCCCUGCUUCCCCCCGUCCCCUUCCCUCCUUCCCUCGUCCCCCUCCCAGCAUCCCCCCAUCCGCUUCCCUGCUCACCCCCAUCCCCUUCCCUGCUCCCCACCAUCCCCUUCCCUGCUUCCCCCUAUCUCCUUCCCUGCUUCCCCCUAUCGCCUUCCCUGCUCACCCCUGCUCCCUCUGUUUCACCCUUGCUCCCUCCCCUUCUUCUCUGCUCACUCUCUUCCCCCUUGCUCACUCUCUUUACUUCUGCUCACUCUGUUCCCCCCUGCUUCCUCUCUUCCCCUCUGUUCAAUCUGUCCCCCGCUGCUUCUUCUCUUCCCCUCUGCUCAUUCCGUUUACUGUCUUUCCCCCUUCACUCACCCCCAUACCCCCCAAUGCAGUUACAGGAAUGAAGGAGGGGAGGAAGUGAUGAUGGGAGGAAGGGAGGUAGGGAGGACGCUUGGGGGAGAAGCAGAAGGGAGGGGAGGAAGAGAGGCUGGGGAGGAGGGUGGGGAGGAGGGUGGGGAGGAGAGUGGGGAGGAGGGUGGGGAGGAGGGUGAGGAGGAGGGUGGGGAGGAGGGUGGGGAGGAGGGUGGGGAGGAGGGUGGGGAGGAGGGUGGGGAGGAGGGUGGGGAGGAGGGUGGGGAGGAGGGUGGGGAGGAGGAAAGGGGUGGGGCGGAAUGGGGUGGGGCGGGGAGGAAUGGGGUGAGGCGGAUUGGGGAGAUGAGGGAUGGGGAGAUGAGGGAUGAGGAGAUGAGGGAUGGGGAGGUGUGGGAUGGAGAGGAGAGGGCUAGGGAGGAGAGGGAUGGGGAGGUGAGGGAUGAGGAGGUGAGGGAUGGGGAGAUGAGGGAAGGGGAGAUGAGGAAUGGGGAGAUGAGGAAUGGGGAGAUGAGGGAAGGGGUAAUGAAUGAACGUGUAUGCGACGGAAGGGUGCUGCUGACCAUGCACCCUCCCACACCCCACGCGAUGGGAAGGGAUGAGAGGGUGGGCGGCAUGGGUAGAGAAGCGAUGGUGAAUAGGGGGAACGUGAUGGGCAGGGGAGUGAUGACGACGCGGAGAGAGGAGGAGAGAAGGGAGGUCGGCGGAAAGGCUAAGCGAGGACGAUGGGAGGGCAAGCGUGGGCGACAGUGGCGGUGGGCGACGGUGGCGGUGGGCGACGGUGGCGGUGGGCGACGGUGGCGGUGGGCGACGGUGGGGAGAAGCGUGGGCGACGGUGGGGGGAAGCGUGGGCGACAGUGGGGGGAAGCGUGGGCGACGGUGGGGGGAAGCGUGGGCGACGGUGGGGGGAAGCGUGGGUGA
Messenger RNA from Closterium sp. NIES-65, 2505 nucleotides. The record is from the annotation of a GenBank genome assembly. Lineage: Eukaryota; Viridiplantae; Streptophyta; Zygnematophyceae; Desmidiales; Closteriaceae.